Molecule: messenger RNA, 1167 nt
Organism: Drosophila hydei
Lineage: Eukaryota; Metazoa; Arthropoda; Insecta; Diptera; Drosophilidae
Product: P17/29C-like protein DDB_G0287399
Exons: 3
Coding region: 1-1167 (388 amino acids)
Source: RefSeq, a predicted model, not a curated record
AUGCGUCUAUUUGUGACACUUUGCACACUCUGCGCCUUGGCACACGCCAAGCCACAGGGCUACAAUUAUGGCAGCGGCGUCUCUGGAACUCUGACCACGACGGGCGGUGGCGGACACGGCACCGGUUUUCUGAGCGCACCCAGCACCAGUCAGAAUGUGGCUACCUAUGGUCCAUUAGGAGCAUUCCAUGGCGCCGGCGUUGGCUCACUGUUGAGCAGCGGCACCUCUGGCUCCAGCUCUGGUUACAGUUCCGGCUCCAGCUCUGGCUCUGGCUCCGGCUCCGGCUCCGGUUACGGUGCAGUAGGCGGUCGCAGCACUUACAGCCAAGGCAGCGGUAGCGGUGUUAGCUACAAUGGUGGACAAUCCUCAUCAGGCUUUGGCAGCGGCGGCUAUGGCAACAGUGCCGCAAGCAGCUUUGCUGGCUUUGGCCAAACGCCCAAUAUUGGCUUUGGAGGUCUUGCUGGUUACCAGGCGCCCAGCUAUCAGCACCAACAGCAGGAAGAUCAGCAUGUUGCCUUCGAAGCACCCAUUGUGCACAAACAGUUCAUCACUGUCGCUGCGCCCGAGGAACAUGAGAGUCUGGAGCGUGUCAAGCAUCUGGUGAUUGGCCGUCCACAGAAGAACUAUCGCGUUGUCUUCAUCAAGGCACCAUCGUCGAGCAGUGCCAAUGUCAAGCUAUCGGCCGAGUAUGCACCCAAGGAGGAAAAGACCGUCAUCUAUGUGCUCAGCAAGAAGGAUUCGACCCUGGAGGUCAACGAUAUCGCCACACCAGCGCCAACCAUUCCCAGCAAACCAGAGGUCUUCUUCAUCAAAUACAAGACCGAUGCAGAGGCUUCCCAUGCCCAGCAACAGAUUCAGGCCGAAUACGAUCGCAUCGAGGGCUCCUCGGAACACACCGAUGCUGGCGUGGCACCGGCCCAAUCUGUCGUUGGCAUUUUGGAUUCAGGCAGCAGCGGCAUCAGCUCCUCAGCUGGCGGCAUUGGCAUUGGCUCCUCUGGCAGCCAAAAUUUCAUCAGCAGUAGCAGCGGCGGUGGCAGUCUGGGUCAUGCUGGUGGUCAAGCCAUUAUCACCAGCACCGGCGGCAGCGGCAGCAGCAGCAGCACCAUCGGCCUGGGUACUGUACACAGGAGCGGCCAGACCUCGACAUACCUGCCGCCUAGCCAUUAG